AGCGCACUGGGUUGGAACAGAGUUGCUGAAAAACACCAGUCUACGGUCUCAAUGUUAAGGAUCAUGCAACAUACACCAGUUGUGUUUCUGCUUCUCUUGCACAUCCUUUGUGCUUAUCAAGGAAAAGGAGGUACCACAUCUCAUAAAUGGGAGGUCAAAUUCACCAGUCACCAUUUCUGUGCUGUGACUGGAUCAUCAGUGGUCAUGCCCUGCUCAUUCACCCAUCCUAUUGGUCUCAUGGUCACCAAGGUCUACUGGCGCUACAGACCUGACCAUAAUAAAAUAUUCACAUACAUCACGGAUAAGAAUCCUAAAUACAAAGGACGUAUACAAUACUUUUGGAACAAGAACAAGAACAAGACGAACUGCACAUUCAAAUUGAGCAAGUUGAUGAUGUCAGACAAUGGAGAGUAUUUUACACGGAUUGAAACAGAAGAUUCUAAAAAUAAGUGGCUGAGUAGAUCUAAGGUCAUUUUGUCUGUUAAAGAACUUUCUGUUGGGAUUCCUGAACCAGUGAUGGAGGACAACGACGUGACACUGAGUUGCAACAACAUAUGCUCUUCAAAAGACAUCCCCUCAGUAAUAUGGAAAAAGAACGGACAGGAUUUACAUGUCAAACAGAAACACCACAAUGCACUCAUCUUUCAGAGUGUCAGUACUGGGGAUGAGGGCAACUACUCUUGUUCACUGAAACACAAUGAAGACCAUCCAUCCAAACCAGUGGAGCUUAAUGUCAUGUUCCCUCCAAGGGUCCCGUCUGUCUCUGUCAGUCCUGCUAGUGAGACACUAGAGGGCGCUUCAGUGACUCUGACCUGCAACAGUGAAGCCAACCCACCAGUGGAGAACUACACCUGGUUUAACCGCAAUGGCUCAAUAGUUUCCAAGCUGGACACUGGAAAGUAUUACCACAUUGGGAAUGUCGGCUCUGAACACACUGGAGAUUACUACUGUGAGGCCAGGAGCCUAUACGGGGCCUCCAAUUCUACUGCUUUUCACCUGGAUGUUCACUAUGCUCCCAGAAAACUGUCAGCGUCUCCAAAUCACUCUGGUGAAAUAGCAGAGGGCAGUUCAGUGACUCUGACCUGCAGCAGUGAUGCCAACCCACCAGUGGAGAACUACACCUGGUACAGAAGGACCGCAGCUGAAACAGUGCGUGUGGGUACAGGAGAGAGAAUCAACUUCAAUCUGACCCCAGACAGAGCUGGACUAUAUCACUGUGAGGCCCACAACGGUGUAGGAUCCCUGAAUUCUACUGGAGUUGAAGUUAUUUGGUCUGGCUUCGGUUGGAAGACAACCACUCUCUUGUCAUCUUUAGGUUUUCUCAUAAUCCUCAUCAUGCUCAUAGGCUACGUGUUUUGGAGGAGGAAGAAAGCAACGCCAAGUAGCAACCCCAGCAGCUCUGAUAAUAACACACAACAUGUCCCACAGUGUGUCCCUGAUAAUGUGUAUGAAGACAUCUCAGGCCUCCCUCUGACCUCUGCUCCAGCCCAGAGAGUGGACUCAGGUGUCCAGGAUGAUGUCCAGUACGCCAGCGUUCAGAUCAAGAGCUCCAGAGGUCAGCAGGUGCCCCUUUACUCCACAGUCCAAAGGCCCAAACUCCACCCACAGCAGCAGGAGGAGCAGCAGCAGGAGGUGGAGUAUGCAGCAGUCAACUUCUCUAGACCCACUGCUGCCACCCAACCUGAACAAGAUCCUGUAAUCUAGACCGUGAUCAACAAAUCCAAACCCACUAAGCACACUGCAUGUGAUUUGGAUGUUUAGUUUAGUGAUCCAUAACUUGGUCGGUUGGUUUUACACUUGUAGAACUUUAAUGUAAAACAUAAUGAAAAUAAUUGCUUUUGAGGAUUUGGAGUUUGAGUGUUAGAUCAUGUUUAUGUUUUAUUUGUAUGUUCAGAUUUUGCUUUUAUAGUCUG
Molecule: messenger RNA, 1913 nt
Organism: Alosa sapidissima (American shad)
Lineage: Eukaryota; Metazoa; Chordata; Actinopteri; Clupeiformes; Clupeidae
Product: B-cell receptor CD22-like
Exons: 10
Coding region: 52-1704 (550 amino acids)
Source: RefSeq, a predicted model, not a curated record